AUGGCGAUUCCUGCACAUCCGGCGGGGACCAAUGGUCAGGUCCCCGUCAUUGCACACUCCUCGCCAGCUGCGGAGCCCUCGCCCACUUUCACCGUCAAUUCGAGUUCCGACAGUGAGGAUCCGAAUCUCCCGGACGCCGUCCGCGAAGAUGAGGCCAAUGAAGUCGUCGGAGUUAGCAUGAGUCGCGCCCAGAGCCGUAUGAAGGCGCGCCUCACGCCUGCGGAAGAGAAAACCCGUAUGAUGGAACGGCAAAGCAGCUACUUCGACACAAUCCCGGAUACGCCGGAACCGGAGGGUCUUUUUGCAUCUGAAAUCACCGACGAACCAGAAGCUUUGCCUGAAGAACCGGCUGCUAAGCCGGGUGAUGCUCAAGCCUCUUCAGCGGACUUGGCGGCGCCACAGCGUGACAGCGCCCGGGGAUCCAAGGACGGUCAGCGAACCAGCUUCACCCGUUCGAUCUUGAAAUCCGGAUUGCCCCUUCGACCCAGGGCAUGGUCCGGCGACUCUUUGACCAACAUACGCCUGAAGAAGUUCCUGCCAGAUCUAUUAACUAAACGAUCAUCGCUUUCCUUCCGACCCGGAUCGUCAUCGCAAGUCCGGGCUCGCAGUCAGACCCUGAAGCCCGUGUCAAAGCUGGCAUUGGAACAGGAAAAAGACGAAUCAGCGCUGCAGUCCCGGCGGAAAUCGUUCUCCGAUCCAGAAUCUAGAGAUAGUCCCGAGGAGCAAGUAUCUGAACUCGAUCCUCUCGGGGGCGCCACGACCGCUAGACACUCUUAUGCGCGAAGGCCCAGCACAACAGGCCGCCCACCUUCUCUCCUACGGAGAUCAUCUUCAGACCAGUCUUUAUAUCUGAGGGCUUCGUCAACCGCAUCGUCUCUUGAACAGCGUCCCCGUUACGAGCAUAUCCAUUCGCAAGUCAACAGCCGGUUCAAGGCGAUCAAGGACAGUCUUCAGGAUUCCAGCAGCCGGCUACUUAGUAUGCCCACGCUGCACCUGCAAGACUUCCGAAGUGAUUGGGGCUAUAAGCCAUUUCUGUCCGAUGUCACUAAUCGCAGGGGCCACACCUACGCCACGCCAGAGCAGCCGCCUGCUGCUCGGGAGAUGCCGGGUGAUGAAUCAAUCCCACCUCGGGCCCGUUCUCCGCGGACCAGUAUUAGUGCACAGUACCCCAAUUUGACCGAGGCCAUGGCCGAAAUGACCGGUGAUGUCGUGAUCCUGGGAGGCUAUCGAGGCUCGGUCUUGCGGUCCGCCAAACCGCCGCAGCGCCAACUCUGGGUUCCGAUGAAAGUCGGCCUGAACCUUCGCAAGGUGGAUCUGGAAGUUGGCUUAAACCCGGAAGAUGAGGAACGCAUGGAAGAAACCAUUAUCCCGUCCGGCGUGUUGUCCCAUGUUGGCCCAGUCGAUAUCUGCCGCCGGCUGAUGAAACGCCUUCAAAAGUGCCCGAACGCCGUCAAUGGUGACCUCCGAGUCCACGAUUAUGGCUACGACUGGCGGUUGAGUCCGCAUUUACUUGCUAAGCGAUUAGUCAAGUUUCUCGAAGGCUUGCCCUGUAACUCCCCAGACGUUCCCCGCGAAAAGCGCGGGGCCUAUGUCAUCGCCCACAGUCUGGGUGGCCUCAUCACACGGCAUGCCGUUAAUCAGCGACCGGAUCUCUUCGCAGGAGUCCUCUAUGCGGGCGUUCCGCAGCACUGUGUCAACAUCUUGGGCCCUCUUCGUAAUGGAGAUGAUGUGCUGCUUAGUUCCCGCGUCCUUACAGCUCAGGUGAACUUCACCUUCCGUACCAGCUUCGCCCUCCUUCCAGAGGACGGACACUGCUUCAUCAACAAGCGGACGAAGGAAGAGUACCGUGUGGAUUUUUUCUCGGCCCAGGCGUGGGACGACUAUCGGCUCUCUCCUUGUAUCAAUCCGGCCCUUCCACUUCCAAAUAGCAGAGGCUUCAAGGACAACUUACCUCUCCUCGGGAAGCGCAUCUCCACCGUCCUAGGCAGCAAGGAUAGUCUGUCCUCGACGGAUGAUGCCAAUGGCGAGCAGGCAUCACACAAUCACACCUCGAACCCUAACGAGACAGCAAAUCCCUCCAAUGAGUCCACCGGAAAAUAUGCACCGGUCUCUGCCCCGAACCUGGAGAGCGCGGUAGGACCAACGUCCAAUUUCAAGGGCUCAGCCAAUACCAAGGCUACCACAACCACGACCAUACCCCGUGCAACAGCCGUGACUUAUCUAGAGCGCACCCUCGCAGAGGUUCUUCGGUUCAAGCAAGAGCUUGCAUUCAACUCCUCGCAUCAGUCUCAAAACAAAUACCCACCCUUCGCCGUGCUAUACGGCAAGUCCGUGCCCACCGUCUACGGGGCUCGCGUCGAAUCGCGCGAGCGCAUCCCAUACCAAGACGCCUACGACGAUCUGGCGUUCGCCGCCGGCGACGGCGUCUGUCUUGCCUCCGCGGCCAUGCUGCCGCCGGGAUACCGAAUCAUCAAGGGUGGAUUGGUGAAGAGCGACCGUGGCCACGUCGGACUUCUAGGCGACCUAGAAGGCGUGGGUCAGUGUCUUCUGGCGUUGGUCAGAGGCCGACAAGAGGGUGUUGGACUGGGAGGUGAAUCUUCUCAGCAACAAUCAUCUUCGUCAUGA
Aspergillus tubingensis is the source of this 2625-nucleotide messenger RNA. RefSeq lists its product as uncharacterized. Bases 1 to 2625 code for a protein of 874 amino acids. The record is from RefSeq and is a predicted model, not a curated record. The transcript has a single exon. NCBI's taxonomy places the organism in Eukaryota, Fungi, Ascomycota, Eurotiomycetes, Eurotiales, Aspergillaceae. Gene Ontology annotation, molecular function: triacylglycerol lipase activity.